Closterium sp. NIES-67 is the source of this 3607-nucleotide messenger RNA. NCBI's taxonomy places the organism in Eukaryota, Viridiplantae, Streptophyta, Zygnematophyceae, Desmidiales, Closteriaceae. The record is from the annotation of a GenBank genome assembly.
GAGCCAAUCUGCAAAAACGCGGGCUAUCUGGUAGGAAUCCUGUCGGUGUGGAUAGGGAGCCAAGCGCGUCAUUAGCGGCCAACACAGCGUGCGACUAGUAGAGCCGGGCGAUCAUGUCAGCAGCGGACUUAGAGCCGUCGGGCGAGGCAGCAGGUGAGGCGUGGAUACGAGUCGACGACGCACCGAGGCCCCGUGGAAAUGGCAAAAGGAGCGCCCUCGUACCGGGAGUCAGCUGGCCUGGCCCGCCGUUCGGACAACAGCAGCGGCAGCGGGGCGAGGCGAGGCGGGCGGCGGUGACGGACGGCACGCAGUGCUUCUUCCCGGCGCGGCUGUCCAAGUACUUCCCGUUCGGCUCGCUGCUCGCCUUCAACUUCGUCCUCGUGCUGGCGUCGUGCGCGGGGGACGCGGCGAGUCAGAAGACGGCGAUCACGGUGGCGCUCGUCUGGUGCCUGCUCUCCUCCACGCUCCUCGCAUUCCUCAAACGCCUGCCGCCCAACUCUAACCAGCACGGCGGCGCGCGGGUGUUCCGCACGUCGACGGCGGACUUUGUGCUGAUGUGCGACGCGCACGUGGCGGGGCACGCCGCCAUCUCCGCCGUGGCGUUCACGUCGCUCGGCUUCUUCUCCGAGUCCGUCCGCCACCCUCUCUUCCCAGGCGUGGAGCCGCUGUGGUUCCUGGCGGCGCAGUACGUGCUGCUGCUGCUGGCGUGCCUGCUCACGCUGGUCGUCAUCGACGCCACGCCCGGCCUCACCACCAUCCCCUUCCCCUUCGCCCUCCCCGCCUCCCCGCCAUGCAACCACCAUUGCGCGCAUGCCUGCCCCCCCAACCGCGCCUGCCUGCCUCUGCCCCCAUCUGCUCUCCCGCGCUCCACCGACCUCCGCUCCUCUGGCGGCUCCGCGCUUCUCGCCACCAGUGCCGCCGCGACUGCUGGCGGAAAAUCGGGAGACCUGGCGUGCAGCGCCACUCCGCGGAGAACCCCCUCGCGCACCCCCUACCUCCUGCAGCUGGCGCGCGAGGCGGGUGCGCCAGUCGCGCCAAUGCCCCCCGACGCGCUGCUGUCCGCGGAAGCUGGGCAAGCGGCAGGAAUAAAGGGAGCCACGGAGGAGGUCGGAGGGAAUGAGGGCGCGCGUGGGGGUGUCGCAGGAGAAGGGGACGAACGGCGGACAGUGGCGGCGGCAACGAGGGGUGCGGCGGAUUGGGGGGGAAGGCAAGAGACGAGGGGGGCCGGCGACACAGAGGUGACAGGCGGAAACAAGGCAGGGGAGAGAACAGCGGCCGGGGAAAGCGUUAAAACGUCGAAAACAGAUGCGGAAAAGAGAGGAGCAGACGAGGCCGCGAGGGAUGCGGGAGAAAGCAGCGAGGGGAGGGAGACGGACAGGGUGGGCCGGCCUGAGCCGGAGGCGCAGACGGAUGAGAGCGGCGGUGGGGAGAACCGUGAGAGUGUUGCUGAGGGGACAUCCAUGCCAUCCGCCCUGCCGCAGCUGUCGCCGCCGGCUUCGACAGCAGGGGAAGCAGGCGCGCAGGAAGAGCGACAGGGCGUGCGCGACGGCGACAUCAGCCCUUCAAAUCCGCCUCUGGUGGCCGUCGCACCGCCGCCGCCAACCCCUGCGGCUGUGCUUGCCGUGCCAUGCCCGUCAGCAGCAGUGGCAGCAGCAGAAGCAGAAAAUCCAGACGCAGCGGCAGAAGCAGAAGCAGAAGCAGAAGCAGAAGCAGAAGCAGAAGCAGAAGCAGAAGCAGAAGCAGGAGCAGAAGCAGAAGCAGAAGCAGAAGCAGAAGCAGAAGAAGGAGCAGAAGCAGAAGAAGGAGCAGAAGCGGAACCAGAGACAGAAACAGCGGAAGAAGCAGCAGAAACAGAAGCGGAAGCAGCGGCGAAGAAGGAAGCAGAGGCAGUGGAGGAGGAAGUUGGUAGCAAAGCGAUUGACGCGUCCACAGCCAGCUCGCCUGCGCGUGCCGGCCAGCCUGCCCGCAGAGCGACGCCAGUGAGCAGUGGGGGGCUGCAGACGAACCAGGGCGCCCCAGUCGGGGAUCCCCCAGCCACUGCUGUUCCCGCACGUGUUGCCAACGCAGCUGUUGCGAAGGCCGUUGGCUCCGCUGCUGCUGCGGCUGCUACUGGCAGCAGAGGGGUCAGCAGCGGCGGUGGCGGGGCGAGGGCAGGAGGUGGGGGCGCAUGGGCGAGGGCGAGCGGCAGGCGGGAGCUCAGGGCGAGGGGUGUGAGAGAGGAAAGGGGUGGAGGAGGUGCAGGUGGGAAGACGGACAGGGAGAAGAGCGAGCGGAGCGCAGGAGGUGGAGAGGAGGCAGAGGGGGGAGGUACGCCUGCAGUGGUGGCGGAGGAGAGCAUGGCAGAGAGUGGGACAGGGCUGCGCAAUGAGGGAGUGGGGGAGCAGCAGAAGAGAGCGGAGGCAGCACAUGGCGAGAACCCAGCAGACGGCGACAAUGCAGCAGAUGAGGAUGGUGAGGAGGUGGGGGAGGAAGCAGGUGGUCAGGUGCCAGAGAAGGAGAGGGAGAGUGCAGGGAAGGGUGAGGAGGUGCGGGCAGCGGGAGGAGGGGAGGGGGGAGAGGGAGUGCGGGAGGAGAUGACGCGGCGGCUGGUGCUGGCGCGCUUUCACAGCCUCGUCAGCCACGUCAAGAAGGCCGCGGCUGCUCUCGUGCAAGCCCAGGAAGGCGCAUGCGGCACGGAGGGCAGCAGUGGUGGCACCGGGAGUCCAGGAGGGGGCGCGGGGAGAGGGGCAGGUGGCGAUGGGAGCAGGGAGGGGGGCGGUGAGGAGGGUUCGAGGGCUUUGUACGAGGGGGCGGUGCAGCAGGUGGGGCGCAUGGUGGCGGCGAUGGCAGGCAUGGGCAUGCACGAGGAUGUGGUGGCGUGGCUUGCAUGCGACAGCCAGCUGCUUUCCCUACUCUCCUCCCCGCGCCCCCUUCCCCCCUCCCCUUCCCCCUCCCCUCCCCUACUCCCCCCUCACCACUUCCCCACGUGUUCCCCUCCUAAGCCUUCACCAGCAUCCUCCAGCCCUCUCCACCGCCCCUCGCCCCCUUUGUCUCCCUCGUGCUGCUGCCUGUCAUGCGCCUCCUCCCCUCCCUCCCCCCGCUCUCCCCCACCCGCCUCCUCUUCCUGCGCCUCUGGCUUCCUCCUCUCUCCUACAUCCCCCGUCCGCUGCGGUGCACGCAGCAUUGGGGGGAGUGCUGGGGGCAUUGGAGGAGGAGGAGAAGGCAGAGGUUGAGGUGAUGGUGGGGGCAGUAACGAGGGUGUGGGAAGGGGAGGCAGUAGAUGUGCAGGAUGGUGAUGGCCAGUAGAAAAAAGUGUUCGGAGUGCGUAGGUGUUCAAGGGUGUUUUGCAUCCCACUGCCAUCAGGAAUGGAUGAUGUAAGAUAGAUACCGUUAGAGCAUGAUGUGGGCUGUGCUGGUGGCAGCUGACUUGACCUGGCGAUUCUUGACACUGUAGAGUGCUUUGUAGGUGACGGAAGCAACACCAGCCUUGCUGGAAGGGGGCUUCUGUGAAUGAGGUCAGGGUUCCCGUUAGCAGACGAAAUCCGUCUGUUCAUCUGAGAAUCAGACUCACAUUUUCCGUGUCAUCUGAUUUUUUGACAACCAUUAAUUUUCCAUCUGAACGACCAUC